Molecule: messenger RNA, 2691 nt
Organism: Bursaphelenchus xylophilus (pine wood nematode)
Lineage: Eukaryota; Metazoa; Nematoda; Chromadorea; Rhabditida; Aphelenchoididae
Source: the annotation of a GenBank genome assembly
AUGUCGGCCCAUAUUGCUCAUUUAAAUGGCGAUCGGUCAGGUGAGAUUUCCGGUAAAAGUAUCACUCGUUUAGGUAUCCUGCGGAGAAAGACUGCUAAUGAGCCGCUGGAACGUUUUACAGAAGCCAAGAAAGCGAUGGGAGAGAUUUACAAGGACUUGGACGAAUUUAUCAAUGAUCUUUACGAUGCUUACCAAAGUAAUUUCGCGUAAAACUAUACAGAAGUUUUUAGAUCUACGGGAAACCGUCAAAAUCGGAGACGACAAGAUUGGUGAAGUGCAACGAAACAAAGACUCGAUUAAAGUUAUCAAGGAUAUGUUUUCCAGAGACAAAAUGAAGGUGGUCUUCUUCGGCCGGUAAGAAAGUAAAUACAAUUAAAAUCUUUAAUAUUUGUAGGACGAGUAACGGAAAGAGCACAGUAAUUAAUGCCAUGUUGCAUUCGAAAGUCUUGCCUCAAGGAAUGGGUCAUACGACUUGUUGCUUCCUUCAAGUGGAAGGCGGAUCAGAGAAUGAUAAGCAUUUCAAGGUCGAAAAUAAUGAGGAGAAGAUACCUAUUGAAGAACUGGAUAGUGUUGGACAUGCCCUGAGCUCUGGAAACUCAAAGUUGAAAGCUAUGGGACAGGAUUCAUUACUCCGCAUAUUUUACCCUAAAGCUGGCUCUAAACUUUUGCAAAAUGACGUUGUUAUUGUCGACAGGUAAUGACUUAAAUUUCUAUUUUUAUUGAAACCUAUUUAAGUCCUGGUGUUGAUCUUUCACCUGAAUUCGAUAGCUGGAUUGACAAGCACUGCAUCGAUGCAGAUGUGUUUGUUCUGGUCUGCAAUGCAGAGUCUACUUUGACCCAAGCUGUAAGUAAACUGUAUGUACUGCUCUAAGUUCUUUUAGGAGAAAAGCUUCUUUCAUCGAGUGAGCAGUAAAUUGUCACGCCCAAAUGUAUUUAUUCUAAAUAAUCGAUGGGAUGCCUCUGCGUCUGAGCCCGAGAAACACAGGGAAAUGGUCAGAGCUCAACAUCGAACUCGGUUUGUUCAAUUUCUGGUUGAUGAGUUGAAGACUUGUUCCAAGGAUGAGGUGGAAUCUCGAUACUUCUUUAUCUCCGCUAAAGAGGUUUUAGAAAAUCGUUUGAAGGCCAAAGGAGAGCAAGAAUAUUGUAAGGUAACCUUAGAUUUAUGUUUUAUGAAUUAGGUUAUCAACAAGAAGGAUUUCAACGAAGGGCCAUGGAAUUCAACGAGUUUGAGAACAGCUUCGAACAGAUUAUUUCCAAAUCAGCCAUCAAGACCAAGUUUGAGAAUCAUGACAGAAGAGCACGCGAGAUUAUUCAAGGACUCGCCCAUAACAUCGACACUGUGAAGACGGCCUCGAUCCACGAAAGGUUGGAGAUUGUUUUUGAUUUUUGAUUUACGUUACUGCUUUAGACAGAAUCUGGCACUGAAGGUUGAAUUAAAAAGAAGUGAAUUUAACAAAUGUCGGGAAAACUUUGCCGCGUUUGAGAAAAAAUAUUACGAACAACAACAAAACAUUAGAGCUGAGGUCCAUCUGAAAGUUUCUGCAGAUUUUACGGAAGAAAUUACUCGUUUGGAGUCAGUUAUCGACAGAUUCAACGACCAUUUUGUUGAUACUCCGGAAGAGAUUCAAUUGUAUAAACAGAAAUUGGCAGCAUUUGUGGAGAAAGAGGUCCGAACAAACCUAGAAGAUAAAUGCAGCGGAGGCCUCAUGAGCAGAAUCUGGACACUUGAGAACGAUCUUCACAGUAAGUAUUGUUUGAAAUUAAUUUAAUUCUUCCUUAGAACAUGUCUCCGAGAUUCUUGGUGAAGAAUAUGCCCCGAAAUUGAACGAAAUGUGGAAAUAUCGUCAGCCAUUUAAGUUCACCAUUGCGUUGAACUGUGCGGAUCUUCUGUCUGACUUUCAAGAAGAUCUGGAAUUCCAUUUCAGUCUUGGCCCUGAGGCAAUAAUCAGAAGAGCGGUCGCUUUCUUCUCCGGCAGACCCAUUACGGCUCUUGGUCGAGAUUAUCUGACUGGUGGUGGGGUAAGUUGGUCCCAUUUUUUAGUUAUUUUACUUUAGCACCAACUUCAUCCUCGUGCUAAAGCGAACCCCAAUAGCUAUCAAUCGUUGAACGAUCAAUUUAUGGUGGAUGUAAUCAGAAACUCCGCUUCUUAUUUAGCAAAUGGAAGCAUUGGAAUUGUUUUAGUGUCUACCCUUAUUUACAAAAGCGUAGGAUGGAAAGCAAUUGGGUCUGGUCUUGCCCUUUACGGUGGACUUUAUGCCAUCGAGAGAUUGCGAUGGAAUUCUGCGGCCAAAGAACAGCAUUUAAAGGAUCAAAUCAGAGCCCAUCUGAGCGCGGGAAUGAAGCAGAUGGGCGGAAUUCACACAACUCAAUGUGAAAAUCAGGUUUCCCAGUAAGAUUUAAUUUUUUAUGUCGUUGAUACCUAAAAUUGUUUGAUUUAUAACUGGAAUCUUUAGAGAACUAAAUGAAGUUCAUCAUGGUCUGAAGAUAACGGUAGGAGGAGUCCAUAAGGAGAUGAAAGAUUGUUGUGAUACACUCACUAAUAGAAUCGGUAUUGUCGAUGAAGUUGUGAAGCAUCUGAGCUCGUUAAAGUAAGUUAAUCUUUUUGGUUCACUUAUAUUUGUAGGGGAAAGACAAAUUUCCUGCUGAGUUCCAUUGACGGCUUCGCAACUAAAUUCCUCGCCUCAGAGUAG